Messenger RNA from Ostertagia ostertagi, 600 nucleotides. The record is from the annotation of a GenBank genome assembly. Lineage: Eukaryota; Metazoa; Nematoda; Chromadorea; Rhabditida; Trichostrongylidae.
AUGACGGACGGUUGGGAGACGAUCGAAUGGGCGGAGCGAGGACGAGGAGAACAACGGAGGAUUCUGCCGACGGAACCGUCCUGCGACCGCCAGGCAACUCCCAACCAUUCUCAGGAAAACCCUUCUAUGGAGGGUGACCCUGUAUCUACGCCCAUAUGUGGCCUGACCUACGGGCAGCUCACACCUAAACCGAUCAAAUGCUUUUCCGGAUCUGACGAUCAAGACUUCGAUAGCUGGCUGAGAAAAUUUGAGGACAUGGUUCGCAUGGUCGCUCCCCCAUUACCGGACCAGCUACGUAUUAACACCUUGGUUGGAUUUUUGGAAGGAGGGGCCAGGGACAUCAUAGAUGACCUGUCAGACAUCGAUAAAAAUUCUUAUGCAAAAGUGGUUGACCACCUUCGCACGCAUUUUGAGUCGCCCCAAUUUCGAAGUUUGGCUAGGCAACAGCUAUCCGAUUGUAAGCAGGGGCCGACUGAAAGUGCCCGUGAGUUUGCUGACCGAGUAAAGCAGAUUGUUAAGAAGGUAACUCGAGGUCAGCCUAAGCAGGCACAGAAUGAGCGCCUACUGGAUGAAUUCCAGGAUAGAUUAAACCCGCGCUAA